AGGCGCGUAAACAUAAACAUAAAUAUCAGGCUUUUGUCUUACCAGCUAUGAAUAAAAGGCAGAAUCUAACUAUAUUAAUCAUCAUUUAAAUGUAAAAUACAACUAACUAUACUGCAAAAAACAUAUUCCUUUACCUCCUUUGCUAGAAAGCGAGGAGGAGAUAUGAAACAAAAGCAAAAAUGCUGAGUGUGAUUGAGUCUCUCUUCUCGUCUCUUUAUUGUAUUACAGCAUAAUCUUGUCUGGUGUCUAUCAUUGAUUUUGGUACUAAUAGGCAGACAGUGGCUUCAGUGUAAUGGGUUUAAAGAGGAAGAUUAGUCCAUAGGAGGUAGAGUACUGAGCUGCUGAGCCCUAAUAAGGAAAUGGAGGCAAAGUGAACUAUACGUUAAUGCAUUUACAAUUUAAUUUAAAUAAAAACAUCAAAAGCUGCUCAGUUGUGUUAAAAGAAAUACUGCUGCUCCUACUAGGAUGAUUAUUGUUUGUACAGGACAGUACAGAUAAAGCAAAAACUAAUAUUUUCCAAAGUCAAACAGUUGAAGAUAAGGACAGUAAAUAAUCCCUACAAUUUGGGUAAAUCAAGCAUGAGUUUGAGUGACAUCUGGUGUUGAACUCUUGCAAAAACAUGAAGCUCCUGAAAGCGCACGAAAGAUCCAGUGACUUCUGCACUCCAGAGAAACAGCUCCCUCCAGUGGAGUGCUCCGGUAGUGACAGGAAAGUUCCUGAAGACUCUGGACCUCCUCCAGUUAGGGUAUAAAAGCUGGGACAGUCUCACUGUGGGGACAGAAAACAGCACAGAAGAGACGACAGUUCAACAAGAAGACUGAACACUAAAGCCGCACUGAAGAUGCUUUGCUCUCAUGGAUUCCAGUCCGCCCUCAGUCCAUUCACGGGCCUCCACUGGCCUGCACGCAGUCUGUGGCCAGAUGUCAAACCUCUGCUCCACCCGCAGGAUCUACUGCAGAGAAACCUACAGGACCUCCGCAGCAGUCUGGAUCUGAUGGACAAACUUCAUCAGGAGAUGCUGCAGGAGACGGAGCCUUUCCAAACCAGCGUGGCCCUGCAACCGGUCUCCUGCCAGCUGGACACAGAGGGGGAGAACUUUGGCCUGAGCCUGGACACUCGAGGAUUUUCCCCAGAGGAGCUGUCCGUCAGGCAGGUGGGCCGCAAGCUGAGAGUCAGCGGGAAGACGGAGAGGAAGCAGGAGGACGGGGAAGGCUCCUACUCUUACAGCCACCGGGAGUUCAGACAGGAAUUCGACCUGCCAGAAGGGACGAACCCCGAGGCCAUCACCUGCCGCCUGGCUCCAGACGGGAAGCUCCACAUCCAGGCAGCCAGAGCUCCACCAGGGGACGAGAAGGAGAGAGAGCUGACCAUCCAGAGGAGCUCGGAGGAGAAGACACAGCAGAGUGUGUGUGCACAGACACAAGGCAGCAGCACACAGAACCUGGAGACAUCUGCUGGGUGUUCAAGCCGUGUACAGUAACUGUGUUGAACGAACAAUCUGUUUCAUAAAUUGUAUGAUCAAUAAACCUAUUGAAAUUUUUCCAGCAUUA
Molecule: messenger RNA, 1550 nt
Organism: Gasterosteus aculeatus aculeatus (three-spined stickleback)
Lineage: Eukaryota; Metazoa; Chordata; Actinopteri; Perciformes; Gasterosteidae
Product: heat shock protein 30-like
Biological process (GO): protein refolding; response to heat
Cellular component (GO): nucleus; cytoplasm
Source: RefSeq, a predicted model, not a curated record